UUGUCCUGGUGCGAGCGCUCAGCCUCCAUCACUGCGUCAAUUUCACCUGAUCAAUUACUGCGUGGCCCCAUUAAUCAGCACAAAAAAAAACAACGCGUGGGGAGCGAGGGAAAAAAAGGAGCAGCCUUAUAACAUUUCCAGCUUUAUCAUCAACCCAAUCCUUUCCAUUCAAACUGGAAAAGAACCCAACAAGCUUCGACCUGCUGGUAACGAUGUUGGUUCAGACAAUCUCAGCCCCCACACAAAUGUUGUGUAUUUAAUUUUUAUGUUAGAUCUUUUGACUGGCCGGCUGUGGUUUCAUCGGUGGAUAAGGACUCUUUAUCCCUUUAAGCGUGAAAAGAUCAUUUUGUGAAGAUUUGUUUCACUUUCGCUAAUCAUACAAAGAGGUUUCCAAUAUGGCAAAUCAACUGGCGGCGAAUGGCGAGACCCGGGGGUUCACAUCUAAAAAGGUGUCCACGGAUUAUGAAUCGUCUUUGGAACUCUCCGUACAAGCGCGGAUAUUUAAAAUUAUUGUAAUCGGCGAUUCCAAUGUCGGUAAGACAUGUCUGACCUUCAGGUUCUGUGGAGGGACGUUUCCCGACAAGACCGAAGCCACCAUAGGGGUAGAUUUCCGAGAGAAACCGGUGAAUAUAGAAGGAGAAACGAUCAAGAUUCAGGUCUGGGAUACAGCUGGCCAAGAACGAUUCAGAAAAAGUAUGGUACAACAUUACUACAGAAAUGUACAUGCCGUGGUGUUUGUGUACGAUGUAACAAAACUGGCCUCCUUUGAAAAUCUCAAAGCAUGGAUUCAAGAAUGUAACAGCCAUUCCGUUUCGCCCAGUGUGCCAAGGGUCCUGGUGGGUAACAAAUGUGAUCUCACUAAUGAGAUACAAGUAUCUUCCAACAUAGCACUCCGAUUUGCAGAUGCCAACAAUAUGCUUUUGUUUGAGACAUCGGCAAAGGAUCCAAAAGAAAGUGACCAUGUGGAAUCCAUUUUCAUGUCUCUAGCAUGCAAGCUGAAGGCACAAAAAACAUUGACAUUCCGAGAGAUGGAGAAAAGAGAGGGGAAAGUUCGUGUACAGUCAAAUGCUAAGAAUACGUGUCCAUGUUGAAUGGCUUAGACCAAGGAGCUGAGUGAGACUAAAGCUUUAGACUGUGCCUGCAUCAGUUUGCUAAAACUGCUUGUUCUUUAACAUAUAUGACAUUUGGGAAAAAUCAGUGAACUUUUGGGGUUCCUAAGUCCGAAAAGCUCACUUCAAUCACAGUUCUUUUAUAAUAAAUCUGUAACCCUUUCAGUGAUUUUAAGCUAAUUUUAAGGUAAACAUUGCCAUCUGGAAAAAAGUAUCUUGUGAAAAGCUGCCAAGUUUAUAAAUACACAGUGAUGUGCAGGAUAUUGAGGUGGUGAGAUUGCAUUGCCAACUGUAUUUUUAAAGUUCGGGAUGCAUGAAAUAAAAGGGCUAUUCCCACAACCUUGUGCUCUCUGUGGGAAACAUGUUGAAAGAGAAUGCAGGUCAGAGGUUAAGCAGCAACAUUAUAGUCCUGAUUCUUCAACCUGUUUUCCAUGCACAACUUUGUUGCAUUACUCCACCUAUUGGUUCCAUCAUAGCCAAUGGUUUGAGUUUUGGAGUACGCUGUCCUAGGAACUUUGAUUCUUGAAAGCUACCACUCCUCUGAAAAGCCAAAUAUCAGUAUAUAUUUAGUGGCAAUAUUUGUAAAUGGGUAAAUGUUAUAAUUUUACCAUUUUUAACUAAAUGUAAAAAUGGUUUUCUGGGAGGGAGCGAUCAGUGAAAAUAUUAUUAGUGGCAGUCUCUGGGAUCUUCAUUAGGAUUUCAAACUCUGGGUCAUUUUCAGGCUUUGAGUUUAAGCCUCUGCUUUGAGUUGGUUGAGACCUGGACCAGCUGCAUUGUAAAUUUUUGAGUGAAGCAGAAACUGCUGAAAAUAACAAUGAUAAAUUGCGUGAAAGAUGGAAUUGCUUUAAAUGCCUCAUAUUUUGAGUCUGUGAAGAAAAUAAAACUUUUAAACGGGCCAAUUAACAGUAAUCUGGAAAGACAAAACCAAUUAGUUUUAGUUUUUCACAAUUUUUGACCCACAGAUAAAGUGAUCAGAUUAUGAUUAUUGAUUACCAGGUCAUAACACUUUGAGCUGUGAUCUAAUAAGAAGCGGCUGAAGAAUGGUUCACUUUUUAGCUUUUUUUAAGCAAUCUUUAAAAGUCAAGCCUAUGGAAUGUCCUCCAAUUUGCUUUGAUAAAUGAAAUAUCACAGAAAACUGGGAUAUGGCAUAGGGAAAGGGAACAAAAUUGUACUUGAGUGCAAUUCUUUUCAAGUUUUGAUUUGAUAAGCACUUUAAUCUAAUACAAAUGGUGCUUUGUUUAGUUAAGAGAUUAAAUUUCUCUUAGAAUUAAACAGUUAAAUCUCUGAAAAGAUUUUAAAAACCUGACAUCUAUUCUAAAGACUAAGAUAUUAAAUAGUGGAUUUAAAUGAACAAAAUUGAAAUUAUUCUUUUAGCAUCCCCCAUACUUGCAGGCUAUUUUUACUGAUGGCAACUAAAGUAUAUCUUCACAUUUCAGUACUAAUGGACCUGCAUUUGGAAAUGUGUCAAGCAGGUGAUUUGAAUUGUCCAGUCAAACAAGCCUGGUCAGUAUCUGAACUCUACAGUCUGAUGGUGUUGGAGCUGAGGCUAAAGUACAUGUUAGGGAUAUUGUAGUGAUGGAAGUAUUGUACUGUAGUUAGUGUAAAUUCUUUAUAACUGACACGCGCUCUGAGAACAGUGCAUAUCUGUAAUUUAAUUCAAUGUAACUUGUUUCUAAUUUAAAAGAAAAUGAAGAAUAAAAAUAAAAUAUGAAAAGUAAA
Carcharodon carcharias (great white shark) is the source of this 2828-nucleotide messenger RNA. It is a transcript of the gene rab33a, whose product is annotated as RAB33A, member RAS oncogene family. The record is from RefSeq and is a predicted model, not a curated record. The transcript is spliced from 2 exons. Gene Ontology annotation, biological process: Rab protein signal transduction. Bases 396 to 1091 code for a protein of 231 amino acids. Gene Ontology annotation, molecular function: GTP binding; GTPase activity. Gene Ontology annotation, cellular component: endosome; Golgi apparatus. Lineage: Eukaryota; Metazoa; Chordata; Chondrichthyes; Lamniformes; Lamnidae.